GCGGCUAACUAACCAAUCGUGGUUCUGUAGGUUGUCUUUUAAAAACAUUGGCGGCUGAGGAAGUCUGUUGUUCAUCUUUACAAAGACUGGGAAAAUCAGAAAUAAACGCUCUGUAACUUCAGAAACGAUGCAGAAUAAAGAAAACUAUCAGCCUAAGAUAUUCCAAAGGCCGUUUGCAACACCAAACAUGGCGGGUCCACAACGAGUUCUGGUGAAGCCACACGCAGAAAUGGACAGAAAUGCUAUCACAGGUCCAGGCAGAGAAGGUGUAGGCUCCAGUUUAAUGCUCAAGAAAAUCACAAUUGAUGAUUUUGAUAUUGGACGACCUCUGGGGAAGGGCAAGUUUGGUAACGUCUAUCUUGCCAAAGUGAAGGAGUUGCAGGCAAUUGUUGCUCUGAAGGUGUUGUUCAAGUCACAGAUAGAAAAGGAAGGAGUUGAACAUCAGCUGAGGAGAGAGAUUGAGAUUCAGUCACAUCUUAAACACCCCAACAUUCUCCGUUUCUACAACUACUUCCAUGAUCGCAAGAGAGUGUUUUUAGUCCUGGAAUAUGCUCCACGUGGAGAGAUGUACAAAGAACUGCAGAGAUAUGGACGGUUUGAUGAUCAGCGAACUGCUACAUAUAUGGAGGAAAUCGCAGAUGCUCUGAUGUACUGUCAUGAGAAGAAAGUAAUUCAUCGUGACAUUAAGCCUGAGAAUCUGCUUCUGGGCUUUCGGGGCGAGCUGAAAAUAGCUGAUUUCGGUUGGUCUGUUCAUGCGCCUUCAUUAAGACGCCGUACAAUGUGCGGAACCCUGGACUACCUCCCCCCAGAGAUGAUUGAAGGACACACUCAUAGUGAAAAGGUGGAUUUGUGGUGCAUUGGGGUCCUCUGCUACGAGUGCCUUGUUGGCAACCCACCUUUUGAAACAGCCAAUCACACUGAAACGUACAAAAGAAUCACAAAGGUGGAUUUCAAGUUCCCUCCAAAUGUCUCAGAAGGGGCUCGAGACCUGAUCUCUAAGCUGCUCCGUCACAAUCCAAUUGAUCGCCUCUCUCUACAAAAUGUCAUUGAUCAUCCAUGGGUGCGUGCUAACUCUCACAGAGUGCUUCCCCCAACCUACGCAGCAAAAAAAUGAACCCACCUGACACAAGCUGCCCUCCACCAAUGGAUCUUCUCUGUCUUCCUGAAGAGACGCUGCACCAGCAUUUUUGCUUUUACUGCCUUGGGCUUUAAACUACCAACACAUUUUUUAAAAUAAUCAUUUAUGCGUAUUUACUGUUUUUGUUGUACAGUGUGACGUUAUUAUCAAUGUUAUCAAAGUACCUUUUCUUAGCCGUGUCUAUCAUUUAAAUGUUUUCCUCUCUAAAUCUUCUUAAAGGGCAAGGGCAUCGUUUUAAGUUCUGUAUUAGAAGUUAUUAUUAAAUAAAUUUUAUAAAAUAAA
Molecule: messenger RNA, 1420 nt
Organism: Cynoglossus semilaevis (tongue sole)
Lineage: Eukaryota; Metazoa; Chordata; Actinopteri; Pleuronectiformes; Cynoglossidae
Gene: aurkb
Product: aurora kinase B
Exons: 9
Coding region: 128-1114 (328 amino acids)
Biological process (GO): protein phosphorylation
Molecular function (GO): ATP binding; protein kinase activity
Source: RefSeq, a predicted model, not a curated record